Magallana angulata is the source of this 1998-nucleotide messenger RNA. RefSeq lists its product as uncharacterized. The record is from RefSeq and is a predicted model, not a curated record. The transcript is spliced from 3 exons. NCBI's taxonomy places the organism in Eukaryota, Metazoa, Mollusca, Bivalvia, Ostreida, Ostreidae. Bases 224 to 1474 code for a protein of 416 amino acids.
GCAGUGAACACUGGUGCAUGGCCGACCUUACGACCUAGUUCAUCAGAUACGGUAUUGCAACACGAUUUCCAACGCAACGGAUAAACAACACCGGGUGAUAACGGGAAGACUGGAUCAGCGAUUUCAAAAUCACCCGGUCGGACUCAAGGACAGCCCAGCUGUGGCCGAGGUAUCAGGACGAACACAUGUGAAGUAAUUCAAAAGCCAGGACAAGUAUUUCAAAAUGGGAUCAGGGGGAAGUAAAAAGUCGAAACCACCCCCGCCGAAGACGGUGCCCGGGGUGCCCCCUCAACCCCCUUAUUUGGGCCAGCCAUGUGAAUACCGCUUCGAAAACUACAUGAUACCAUAUGUGGUUCAGAGCGAUUUUGGGUUCAUGCCCACCCAGGGCAUGACUUUGACUACGCUUGACGUUAGCGUAUACACCGGCGCUCUCGGCUCGCUGUAUGACAUGGGCUUCCGUCUGUUGACGUUCUCUGUGAUCCCUGCGUCAUUGACGGUAAGCGGCUUCGUCACCGCUAACGUCCAACAGACGCACAAAUACCAAGGGAUUUGCCGGAAAUUACCGGACGACGAACUGCCCCAGCAGUGGUCGCUUAAGGUCCUGAAAUCCGUGCUACCAUCUACGGUGUUUACAUACGGGCUCUUUCGCCUCGGCGAUUCUAAUUCUACUGCUGACACCAACCACAUAUUUCAGACUAUAGUCAAUGAGGCAUCUAACGGUGCCAGGCUUGUCUGUGUAACGAUCACGGGUUUUAACUCUCAGAAUGUGAGCCAGCCAGGGGCCACAAGUGCAGCGGCAGGAGCUUUUGGCGGAAACGCUGCCAUGAAUGUCUGCUUUUUUGGACAGAGUCCACAAAUGAUCCUCGGAGUGGACAUUUUUAUGGAGAUUCCAAGAAACCCGACGCCCACCCGAUACGUUUAUCAGUGCGUGACCAUCCCGAUGAAGAUCACGUGGCUCGUGGCUAUGGCGAUGGGUGGAAAAUGGCAGGUAGAGAUGGACUGGGUCGGAGUGACGUCACAAUACUUGGGCUCAGGAUGGAGGCUAGUAGACACGUUCAUGGACCAGAACAAUUCCGCUUUCAGAGAUAAUGCUUUCUUUACUUCCAAAAUGACCAUCAAUCAGAACUGUAUUUUCAUCUUUGAGAAAGAGCAAUCCAAACUGAAUGACAAUACUCCUCAGUACGAGGCUACGAUGGUGGAGUACAACGCCCCCGGUAAAAUGACGGGCGGAAUAGGAACCACCACCGCCACGACUAGCCCGGCAUGGGAACCCGUUCUGGCACACCUUGGCACCUUUGGGUGGGAGCUGGUGAAAAUCUUGGACACGCCUGCUAUGAAAUUUGACGGCAUUGGGGGUUUUGGGUCACUCACAUUCAAGAAGGUGAUGUGGAUGUUCCUCCAGAGGAAGAUUGUGACGUCAGCACCACCGGCUGAAGAGAAAUCUCCACCCGCGCCAGCCGUGCCGAGUUCUUGAACAGCAUUUCACGUUCUGUUGAACAACUAGACUGUGAUAUUCUAUCUAUAUUCUUUUGUUGCAAUCUAUCGAUUUACAUUUCAGGGUUGAUAAUCAAAUUCAUGACGUACUAUUGUUGCCGUGGUUGGAUGGUUAAGAAUUGUGGUUUUUAUUGAUGGACCUUCAAGUUCGUUUUACGUUGUUACAAAUGUGGUCUUCAUAUACAUGUACAUUUAAGCUGUCGUUCAAAUUGGUAUUUUCAAUUAAAUAGGUGAACUGCUUGACAUAAUUUUUAAUCUGAAACGCAUUUCACACUGUCGCGACAUUGAAAACAUUUCUUUUUACAUGUAUACAUGUAUAUAAAUUUUCAGUUCUGCAAUUCAAUUGUCAAACAGUGCGAUGCGAUUGUUUGAGCAUGCACAAAACCCCAACCUUAUUACGUUUCAAAUGUUCGUAAGUCUUACAAAGUUGUUCUCAAGAAAGUUAAAUCUUACUGUGCUUGUACUCAUUUCAAUUAUAUAUUCGGUGUUUUUAAUAGCUUUGUU